CAAAUCGGAGGGAGAGGCCGGUGAAAACCGCCUUUGAAAGCGGUUUUAGAAAACAACUAACAAGAACGUGGAGAAAAAGAAAACAAGCGAGAAUUCCGAUCCCCAGUCCACCUCUUUAUUUUUUAUUAUAUAAACCCUUAACCCUACUACACCUUCUCGUAUCAUUUCCUCUCAAUUGAAUUUUCUUUUUCAACCAAACCAACCAUGUCUUGCUACAAGGGAAAGUACGCUGAUGAGCUUAUUGCGAAUGCUACCUACAUUGGUACGCCUGGGAAGGGUAUUCUUGCUGCUGAUGAGUCAACGGGCACUAUAGGAAAGCGUCUUUCCAGCAUCAAUGUUGAAAAUGUGGAGUCAAACAGGAGAGCUCUCCGUGAGCUUCUCUUCUGCACUCCUGGUGCCCUCCAAUACCUCAGUGGAAUCAUUCUCUUUGAGGAAACUCUUUACCAAAAGACUGCCGAUGGUAAGCUCUUUGUUGAUGUCAUGAAGGAGGCUAAUGUGCUCCCAGGUAUCAAAGUCGACAAGGGUACAGUCGAGCUAGCCGGAACCAACGGUGAGACCACCACCCAAGGUCUAGACGGUCUUGCCCAGCGAUGUGCCAAGUACUAUGAAGCAGGUGCGAGGUUCGCCAAGUGGCGUGCCGUCCUAAAGAUCGGCCCAAACGAGCCAUCUCAGCUAGCUAUCAAUGAAAAUGCCAACGGCUUGGCUCGAUAUGCCAUCAUAUGCCAAGAGAACGGGCUCGUCCCCAUUGUCGAGCCUGAGAUCCUUGUUGACGGACCCCAUGACAUCAACAAGUGUGCUGAUGUAACCGAACGAGUUCUAGCUGCGUGCUACAAGGCUCUUAACGACCACCACGUCCUUCUUGAGGGUACCCUUUUGAAACCCAACAUGGUCACUCCUGGAUCCGACUCCAACAAGGUUGCACCUCAAGUGGUGGCCGAGUACACCGUCCGUGCCCUCCAACGAACCAUGCCUGCAGCGGUCCCAGCAGUGGUGUUCUUGUCAGGGGGUCAAAGUGAGGAGGAAGCCACGGUGCACCUGAAUGCUAUCAACCAGUACCAGGGUAAGAAGCCGUGGAGCUUAACCUUCUCGUUCGGGCGCGCCCUGCAACAGAGCACCCUCAAGGCAUGGGGCGGGAAAGAAGAGAAUGUGAACAAGGCUCAGGAGGCGUUCCUUACUCGGUGCAAGGCCAACUCUGAGGCCACACUUGGGAAGUACCAGGGCGGUGCUGCAGUUGAGGGUGCUACUGAGAGCCUUCAUGUUAAGGACUACAAGUACUAAUUUCUUUCAAACUAUGGGGAAUGUUUACUUUUGUGUUUGUUUAGUAGCUAGCUAUCAAUGGCUAAAAAUAAGCCUGAGAACAUCAGGUACUGACUGGUUUGAGGUUGAUGUUGUCCUGACCAGUUUUGAAACUUUUUUGUUUUCUUCUAUUCUAUGAUCAAUAUAUCUUCUUGUUCAUUAUGAUU
Molecule: messenger RNA, 1463 nt
Organism: Helianthus annuus (common sunflower)
Lineage: Eukaryota; Viridiplantae; Streptophyta; Magnoliopsida; Asterales; Asteraceae
Product: fructose-bisphosphate aldolase 6, cytosolic
Exons: 3
Coding region: 205-1278 (357 amino acids)
Biological process (GO): glycolytic process; fructose 1,6-bisphosphate metabolic process
Cellular component (GO): cytosol
Molecular function (GO): fructose-bisphosphate aldolase activity
Source: RefSeq, a predicted model, not a curated record